This is a messenger RNA of Schizosaccharomyces cryophilus OY26, 4349 nucleotides long. Its product is annotated as transcription elongation factor Spt6. The record is from RefSeq and is a predicted model, not a curated record. Gene Ontology annotation, biological process: transcription elongation by RNA polymerase II; positive regulation of transcription elongation by RNA polymerase II; nucleosome organization. Gene Ontology annotation, cellular component: transcription elongation factor complex. The transcript has a single exon. The coding region runs from base 78 to 4187 and encodes 1369 amino acids. NCBI's taxonomy places the organism in Eukaryota, Fungi, Ascomycota, Schizosaccharomycetes, Schizosaccharomycetales, Schizosaccharomycetaceae. Gene Ontology annotation, molecular function: histone binding; nucleosome binding; DNA binding.
CACAAAUCCAAGCAGGCUCAACCACAACAGACCGUCAGGUUUCAGGAAUUUGUUCUUCUGUUGUGAUAUUAGAAGAAAUGAGUGAACUUGGGGUUUCUGGUUCACCAAAUGAAAAUCCAAAUGUUGAAAAAAAUAAUGAUGGCCCUGCAGAAGACGGACGCGAUGUAAACACAAAUGGAAUGAAUGAAGAAGAAGAAGGUGAAGGUGACCGUUUGGAUAAUAAUGAACGCCAUGACUCUUCUGAAGAAUCUGAGACAGACGAGGAAGCUGAACGAGCAAUCCGUGAAGGGUUCAUAGUGGAAGAUGAAGAAGAUGAAGCUCCUCAUGAAAUUAUGAAGAAGAAAAAGCGUAAGAAGCGCGUCGAGGAAGAAAAAGGACCUCAAGGUAUGUUGGAUGAGGAUGAUUUAGAAUUGGUCAUGGAAAAUACUGGUCAGGAUAAUCGAACAAAAUUAAAACGACUGAAGAGAGGGCGCGACCAGGAGGAAGACCUUGAAAAAAUUUUCUCAGAAGAUGAAGAUCAAGAAGAAAAAGAAGAAGGUGGGAGAGAAGAGGAGAUUGAUGGACCUGACCGUGGAUAUGGAAGACGCAACGGGGUUAUGGAUGAAUUUGCAGAUUUCAUUGAACAGGACGAAUUUGAAGACGAAGAGCCUCAAGAAGAAAAGUAUGAUGUGACACCUCAAGUUGAAUCCGUUAGGCCGGAGGCAUUGGGCAUAUCCGAAGAUGACUACUUCCAAAUUUAUGAAAUUUUUGGUGAUGGUACCGACUAUGCUUUUGCCUUGGAAGAUGAAGACGUUGAAGAUGAACUACAGGAGCCUGUUAGUCUAAAAACGAUCUUUGAGCCCAGCGAACUUCAAGAAAAAAUGCUUACGGAAGAGGAUGAAAUCGUCCGUAUCACCGACGAACCUGAACGCAUGCAGUUAUACAUGAAAAGAAACUCCGAUUGCACUGAUCAAGAAUUGCUCGAUGAAAGUCAUUGGAUAACCAAUCAACUUUUGGAAAAGCGGCUUGAUAUAAAUAGCGAAUUACUUGAGCCUUUCCGAUUUGCAGUACGACAUGCCGUUCAUUUCUUCGUUCGUGAAAGCCUGGAAGUUCCCUUUAUAUGGCAACACCGUCGAGAUUAUAUUGUUCAUUAUGACCGUCAACGUGAUUCUAUCACCCCGCUACUAAACCAAGAUGAUCUCUGGCGUAUUUUCAACUUGUGUACCAGAUAUUGGUCUCUUCAUUCCAAGAAGAAUGAUCUGAUGAAGUUAUAUACUGAUUUAGGUAUCAGUGAUGAAAUGGUAAUUACAUUAUGUCAAGAAGCAUCUUCUUUGGAAACAGUGGAUGACAUAAAUGAUUAUCUUCACUUCACUUAUUCCGAACAAAUUCGGGAUCGUGCUUUGUUGGUGGGUACUGGUCUGCGCCGUCCUCAAGUAUCGAAAUAUUCCUUUUACGAAAAGGCUAAGAAUUCUCCUCUUUAUCAUCUUGUGAAAGAAUUUGGUAUUAGUGCAAGAGAUUUCUCAUUUAAUGCUAUCCAAGGUGCACGUCUUCGCUUUGUUGAAGAUGUAUCAGUACCACCUCAAGAGCUUGCAACAUCGUAUGUCACCGAUGAGCUUACCGAUCCCGAACUGGUCCUGCAAAGAGCUCGCAAGGUGUUUGCUGAAGAGAUUGUUCAUGAUCCCUACUUUAGAAAAGCAUUUAGAGAUAAACUAUUUCAAACAGGCGUUGUAUCCACGUUAGCAACGCAAAAGGGAGUUCGUAAGAUUGACAAUGAGCAUCCAUAUUACGAAUUCAAAUACUUGAAAGGCAAGCCAUUGACAUCUUUUGAACAAUCUCCUAUUUUAUUCCUUAAAAUGUUAAAAGCAGAAGAAGAAGGACUUGUACAAAUAUCGGUCGACUUCAAUGAUAAGAAUGAUGUCUUUAAUGGCUUUUUUGAAUUGAUUUUAUCCGAUAACUAUUCAGAGAACGCCACUAAAUGGAAUUCUCAGCGGGAGAUGGUAUUAAAAGAUGUCUUUAGGCAGUUAUCAACUUUAGCACCAGGCGCAAUUCGCGAAACGCUCCGAUCUAAAUACUCGGAUGAACUAGGAAUGCUUUGUCGUGCGAAGUUAUAUUCCAGAUUAGAUCAAGCACCUUACGAGCCUUCAACGAAAAAUUUUGAUCGCGGUACUAUUCCUUCAGUCUUGGCUGUUUCAAAUGGCAAAGGCGAACCAUCUGAUGCGAUCAUUUGUCUUUUCGUUAAUGAUAUGGGCGAACCCGCUGAUUCAUUGAAGUUGCCUGAUUUUAAGGACCCUGCAAAUCAAGCUAUGUUUACUGACUUUGUUGAUAAAGUCAACCCAGAUGUGAUUGGUGUUUCUGGGAUGAGUGUUUCUGCCCAUAAAGUACGUCUGAAUGUUCAGGUUUCUUUGAGCUCUCAUGAUCCCAUCGACAUUAUCAUGGUAAACGAUGAGAUCGCUCGUCUUUACCAAAACUCUUCUCGCGCAACCGAUGAAUUUCCAAGUUUUUCCACUACAUCUUUAUACUGCAUUGCGCUGGCUCGCUAUGUGCAGAAUCCCCUAUUCGAAUAUGCGGCUUUGGGUCAUGAUCUUUUGUCUUUGUCAUUUGAUCCUUGGCAGCAUCUUUUGUCUUCAGAGACCUUGUGGAGAUAUCUUGAAACUGCAUUGGUGGACGUAUCCUCUCUUGUUGGAAUAGAUAUUAAUGAGGCUGUUAAUAACAAAUACGAGGCCAACAUCCUUCCUUACAUUGCAGGGUUAGGUCCCCGUAAAGCAGACUACAUUUUAAAGAAAAUUGCAACCCUAGGCGGCCGUAUUGAUAACAGAAGUGACUUAAUUUCUAAGCAAAUUGUCACCAGGAAAAUUUUUAUCAAUUGCUCCUCAUUCCUCAUUAUACCCAACGAUGAAUACCCAAAUAUGGAUAUCCUUGAUACAACUCGUAUCCAUAAUGAAGAUUACGAACUCGCUCGUAAAAUGGCCAGUGAUGCUUUGGAAUUAGACGAAGAGGACAUUGAAGAAUUAGAAGCUAGUAAGGGAGUUGUAUAUCACUUACUAGAGGAAAAUGAAGCGGCCAAGCUUGAUGAACUUGUCCUUGAAGAAUAUGCUGAUCAAUUAGAGCGUGAGUUUAAUCAACGUAAAAGAAGUACAUUAGAAAAAGUUCGUCGUGAAUUAAAGGAUCCUUACGGGGAACAAAGAAAUAUGUUUCAUAGACUUACUCCGUCGGAAAUAUUCCUUAUGCUAACAGGUGAAAAUCCAAGAAACUUGCGCCCUGAUACGUUAGUUCCUGUUAAUGUGAAGCGUGUUACUAAUCGGUUUGUUGCUGUCAAGCUCGACUGUGAUGUUGAUGGCGACAUUAAAGCUGAUGAGGUUAGUGAUGACUAUAUUCCUCCUCCUCAACUCCUUCAAGCAGGUCAGACUGUUGAGGCUAUCAUUAUCUCACUAAAUGAACAAAAUUUUACAGCAGAGCUUUCCUUAAGAAACAGCAUCCUACAGACUGUGCUGGCUAAACAAAAGGAUCGUUCCCAUUUGACAGCUUAUUGGGAUAUAGAAGCCGAAGAUCGUGACAAUGAGAAAAUGCAAGCUGAAACUCAGGCUGAACAGCGAGUCGCUCGUGUUAUCAAGCAUCCGUUGUUCAAAGACUUAAAUGCUUCUCAGGCAGAAGCAUAUUUAUCUAAGUUACAAGUUGGUGACUUGAUAAUUCGUCCGUCAUCUAAAGGUUCUGAUCAUAUUGUAGUAACUUGGAAAGUCGGUGAAUCUGCGUAUCAACAUAUUGAUGUUUUGGAACUGGAUAAAGAAAACGAAUUUAGCAUUGGACAACGACUUAUCGUAAAAGGUCGUUUUGAAAACAUGACAUAUGAGUAUAGUGAUUUGGAUGAAUUGAUUGUCAUGCAUAUUAAAGCAAUUGCUAAAAAGAUCGAUGAAAUGUGCAUGCAUGAUAAAUAUAGACGAGGAAGUCGUAGUGAUACUGAGCAUUGGCUAGAAAGCUAUUCUGAAGCUAAUCCCAAGCGUUCUUGUUAUACUUUCUGCUCUGAUCAGGAACACCCAGGAUAUUUUGUCCUUUGUUUUAAAGCUGGGGUAACUUCUCCUGUGUUGGCAUGGCCUGUGAAAGUAAUUCCGAACGCUUACUUUUUGCAAGGGAAUGUUUAUGCUGACAUGACCGCUCUUUGCAAUGGAUUUAAACUUUUGUAUGCUGCGCGUGCAAAAAGUUCUAGACGCUAAAAGUUUUACCUGUUCUAUAGAUAUCAUAAUUAUCACUUGAUGUCUUACAAUACAGCAAAAAUUCAAGUAUCCGACACGAUAACUACCAUUAUACUUCUUACGUCUUUCUAAUUUUUAUAUAAUUCAUUUUGAUAACUUAAUAAAAUUAUUUGUUCAGGAAAG